UGCAGACUCCCAGCAGCUUUGCUGUUUUGACCCAGGGCUCCUCGGGACCAGGCUAGGAGCACUUGGACCAACUUACUACUAAUGGCUUCUCCUAGCAAAGCAGUGAUUGUUCCUGGAAACGGAGGCGGAGACGUGGCCACCCAUGGCUGGUACGGCUGGGUGAAGAAGAGGCUGGAGCAGAUUCCUGGUUUCCAGUGUUUGGCUAAAAACAUGCCUGAUCCAUUUACAGCUCGAGAGAGCAUCUGGCUGCCCUUCAUGGAGACAGAACUGCACUGUGACGAGAGGACCAUCAUCAUUGGCCACAGCUCCGGGGCCAUCGCGGCCAUGAGGUAUGCAGAAACACAUCAAGUGUAUGCUGUUGUACUCGUGUCUGCCUACACGUCAGACUUGGGGGAUGAAAAUGAGCGUGCAAGUGGAUACUUCAGCCGUCCCUGGCAGUGGGAGAAGAUCAAAGCCAACUGUCCUGUCAUCGUGCAGUUUGGCUCCACAGAUGACCCUUUCCUGCCCUGGAAAGAACAGCAAGAAGUGGCCGACAGGUUGGACGCCAAACUAUACCAAUUCAGUGACCGCGGCCACUUUCAGAACACGGAGUUCCCUGAGCUGAUUGACGCAGUCAGGUCUAUGCUCAAGAUGUCAGAAUAGACACCUGCUAUUUCUGCCUCCCAGCAGAGUGGGUGGAGUCUUAAUACGGAUCAUCAAUGACUAGACGCAUGAAGCAUCCAAUUCCUAAAGUGCCUGGAAAAUGGACAUGUGUUUCAGUGCUCAUAACCAGGUUGGGAACAGCGUUUGCAUUUUGUAUAGAAUCUG
Molecule: messenger RNA, 807 nt
Organism: Ochotona princeps (American pika)
Lineage: Eukaryota; Metazoa; Chordata; Mammalia; Lagomorpha; Ochotonidae
Gene: RBBP9
Product: RB binding protein 9, serine hydrolase
Exons: 5
Coding region: 82-642 (186 amino acids)
Molecular function (GO): hydrolase activity
Source: RefSeq, a predicted model, not a curated record